Messenger RNA from Teleopsis dalmanni, 1180 nucleotides. RefSeq lists its product as uncharacterized. NCBI's taxonomy places the organism in Eukaryota, Metazoa, Arthropoda, Insecta, Diptera, Diopsidae. The record is from RefSeq and is a predicted model, not a curated record. The coding region runs from base 319 to 1026 and encodes 235 amino acids. Gene Ontology annotation, cellular component: nucleus; transcription regulator complex. Gene Ontology annotation, biological process: regulation of transcription by RNA polymerase II. The transcript is spliced from 3 exons.
UUUGCUCACUCAUUCUACACCACACUGAUAGGCAUAUGUGCAUUUAUAUUGUGCAGUGUUUUUGCUCUUUCUCAUAUUUGUGUUGAUGUGCGUAUGUGACGUUUAUUUUGAUAGAAAAAUAAAGUUUUUAUUUGUUGUGUUGUGUGUUAAUUAUAUCGGAAAUUGUUUAUGGAAGGUUUUAUUUCAAACAAUUUUCUUUUUAAUAUUUUUGUGCAUAUUUUCAACGGUAUAGACAAAUGUGUCGAGAGAGAGAAAACUGAAGAUAUUUGAAGCAACUAGAGAAGUGUUAAUCUCGCUUAUGAAAGAAACUAAAAAAUAAUGGAACACAUAGAUAUAACAUUAUUAAUAAAAAAAAUAAAAGCCAAACCCGUACUAUGGGAUAAAUUUACGGAAACUUACAUGGACAGGAUUGCUACGAGAGAUGCCUGGCGUGAAGUGUGUGAAGCGCUUCACCCAAACUUUAAAAGUCUGAGUAUAAAUGAGCAAGCUACAUUUCGUGUAGAAGUAUUCAAGAGGUGGAAAAAUCUUCGAGACUGUUAUUUAAAGCAUAAGAAUAAAAGAAUUCAAGCGACAAAAAGAAAUGGAUCUGCACCAAUAAGAAUUAGAAAAUAUAUAUAUGCUGAUCAAUUGUCAUUCCUGAACAAAAUUUAUGAAAAAGGUAAAACGAUCGAUUGCAUGGAUGAGAAGGAGGAAGUUUCAAAUGAAUCGUCAUCAAGUGCUAAAACAUCUACAAAGCAUAAAAGAAUGAAUGAAGUUAGUACGCAAAUUAUAAAAACUGUAGAGGAAGAGAAAUUUUGUUACAAAGCGACUUUCUUGAAAAGCCUUAUGCUUCAUCUCGAAAAAUUUAAUAAUGCGGAAUUUCUGCAGUUUCAAAUGGGAGCCUUAAAUCUUAUACAAAACAUCAAUGAUAUAAAGGAAAACUCAUCGAAUAGUCUUCAUGUAACAUCAACACGUUUUCAAUCAAAUCAACCUCUUUUGGACCCGUUAAUUACUACUGAUCAAAUUGAAUCACCAUCAAUGAAAUAGUUAGCUGUUUUAUGAUAUUCCAACCAGUUCAAUAUUUCAAAGGAUAAGGAAAGCAUCUAUCCAUUUAGAGACAGACUGAUAAAAUACUAGUAUUUUUUAUAAUUUCUAACUUUUGUAUUAUAUUUAUAAAUAUAUUUUUAAAAACAUAUAUUUU